CUGUGUAAGUUUUGUUGCCUUGUUGCAGUGUCACAACUCAGUUGGCACAGUAUGUUUCAACAUUUGUGCUGACACUUAUGCCAAUGUCUCUGUGGACCAGUGGAGGCUGGUGGGAGGAGCUACAGGAGGACGGCUGGUAUGGAACAGACAGAACGGAGUCAAACAUGUGGUUUCCAUAUGUUUGAUGUAUUUGAUACCGUUCCAUUGAUUCCAUUCCAGCCAUUACAAUGAGCCCAAAAGGCAGAAGGCAUGAACAUGUUACUACUUCAGGGACUGCAAACGGUCAGACAUCAGUCUCUCUCGCUCUCUCUCUCUCUCCCUCACUCACUCAAGUCACCGACUGGUUCUGGGGAGAGGAGUUAGAUGGAACUCAGUGGCGCUGUAGACGAGAUCACCAGUUUAGUCUGUCUUCCUCCUACACCACAACAGAACUGACAGAAAAGCAUCCACACAAGGAAGUCACCACCCAAUUCAUUCACUUCAAGUGAGAGCCUCAAGGUCGAAGUGAGAGAUAUCUAGAGUAGAUCUCAGAGCUAACCCCUGACCUAUAAGAGAUGGAUGGAUGGGACAAGCCUGUAGGGGCCAUGAUGUCCGAAGACAAUGGCAGCAGCCCCACAUCAGCUCUGGUCAACCGGUCCUGUGCGGACCUGAAGUGCUAUAUGGUUCUGUUCGAGGUGGAGAAGACAGCCAUCGGCUCCAUCUGUUUCCUGGCCGGACCCUUCACUUUCCUGGAGAAUGCGUUGGUCCUGGGUGUGAUCGCCGCCACCGCCACCCUGCGACAGCGUCCCUCCUACCUUUUCAUCAGCAGCCUGGCCCUGGCCGACGUCUUUGCCAGCUGCUUCUUCACCAGCAGCUUCCUGGACUUCCACCUGUUCCACCGCCUUGACGGCCCCAACGCCUACCUCUUCAAGCUGGGCGGGGUGACGAUGGCUUUCACCGGCUCGGUGGGUAGUCUUCUGUUGACUGCUCUGGACCGCUAUCUGUGUAUACAUCAGGCGUUGAGUUAUAAAGUGGUGUUAACGCGCCGCAGGGCCCUGUUUGCUCUCCUUGCCCUGUGGAGCACCACCAUCCUCAUCUCCUUCCUCCCUCUGAUGGGCUGGAGGUGCCCCACAGGGCUCAGCCCGCCCUGCUCGCGCCUCUUCCCAUACAUCGACCACCGCUAUCUGGCCUGCUGGGUCAGCUUCAUCCUGGUGCUGCUGUCACUCAUCCUGAGCGCCUACGCCCUGAUCCUGUGGAGGGCCAAUCGGCAUGAGGCCUCCAUGACGGGCCUCCAGGGGGUGCCUACCCGUGGUCAGGCCCGCAUGCGGCUGGACAUUCGGUUGGCACGUACCCUGGGCCUGAUUCUGCUUAUCAUGGUGGGCUGUUGGCUGCCGACCCUCUCCUUCAUGCUGGCAGAUGUCUCGGUGCAGCUCACACAUGUCCAGCAGAGGGCCUUUGCUUUCUGCAGCACCAUGUGCCUGGUCAACUCAGCCGUCAACCCACUGCUGUAUGCCCUGCGCUGCCGGGAGCUGAGGUUGGCACUGAUGCGGCUGUUGGGGGGCCUGAGUGAGGGGCUGGGGUGCUGCCAGAGGCACGUAGGGGAAGACACGACCACUACCCUUCCCUUAGGCGACAGCAACAGCUGUAGCGCGCACUCCGAGAGUGAGGCGCCCAGACUCGUUAGCUGCCGACCGAACACAGUCUCAGAAAUGGUUGGCAAGCAGCAGCUGGACAUGACUGGAAAAUGAGAAGGGUUGGGAGGCUUACUGUAUAUCAGGGUUAUAGCACUGUUGUGAACUUGUGUUUCUUCUGUUGUGUUCAUAGUGAUAAGGAGGUAAUGUCUCUAAAAUGUACUGUGAUAACAGGGACUAAAACAAAGACAUCGACCAUGUUACCAUAAAUUGUGCUGACCCACCUACAAGCCAAGUCACUCAGAGAAAAUAUUAUUUUAUUAUUUGUCCAAGGGACAUGAUAGAUUUAAAAAACAUUAUUUUUUUUUACAAACCAGUAGAAAUGGUGAAAUAUCCCAAAUGAACACCUUUGAGAAAACAACAGCAUUGUUGGUGUUGGCAGUGUACAUGUAGAUAGCUAUGUGUAUCCUAUGCUUGUUUUCGCUUGCGUGUUUGUCCUUUAGCGUCCAGAAGAGGAUCCUGACGGGUUCCCAUCUGCACAUAAAUACCUGUCCUGAAUAGAGGCCCUGUGGAUUGUAAACAAUGGCCUCCACAUGUGACUGCAAGCAGUGUCGAGAUCAGAGGUGUAGGAAAGGCUGAGCCUGGGUGGGUCCAAUCAGAAAAAAAGAAGAAGUCCACUCAGAUUUUGUAUUAUUUAUUUAAAUAUUUUUUUAUGCUCUUUACUUGUCAGUGUUCCAAAUGGAACAUUGUCUUUUUACCUAAAUAUGCAAAAACUAUCAGAAUUCAUAGCAAGCAGUACACUGGGUUAGUCAGAUUUGAUUAAAUAUAACAGAACAGAUGACAUGGAAUGACAUCACAUACCAAAAAGAACUAACUGAAAGCCACACCCCAAUGAGCAACGAAUAUGACUGCAUUGAGGGAUAUGUCACUGUGCUUUUAUGGCUAUAUGCACCAUGCCACUAGCUAUUUCAUUUGUUCCUUUAGCAAACAAGACAGCUCAUAAUCCAGUGCCUUUAUCACAGUCAACACACCUAUAUUUUAGCUUAAAAAAUCCUACAUUUCUCUCACCUUCAUGGCAAAAUGUGUAGAAUAGCAUGAGAUGAGCUAAAAAAGCUGCACACGUUCCUCUUUAUCCUAUGGCAAAAUGUGUAGAAUUGCAGGAAAUUUGCUUUAAAACAGCAACAUGCCAAAAUGUGUAGAAUAAUAUGAGAUUAGCUAUAAACUGCACAUUUGUCUCUGUUCCAUGGCAAAAUGUCAAAAAUAAAAUUGGGGGUCAGGACAAAUUUCUGCAGGCCCACCCAACAACAAAUUUCUGGCUACGCCACUGGUCGAGAUAAGUGGGGCACAGGUCAGAAAGAUAAUGUCACACAACACAGAGACUAGAACACUUUUUUCUAUAGAACACUACAAAUGGCAACUAUAGUUCACAAGUCAUUUUAGUAGAUCAAUCACAAAACAAUCAAACACAAAGAUAGAUGUUUUGUCUUGUAGAUGGUCUAAGUAAAAUCAAAUCAAAAUAACAUUUUAUUUGUCACAUGCUUAAACAACAGGUGUAGACUAACAGUUUAAUGCUUACUUACGGGUCCUUUUCCAACAAUGCAGUUUAUUUUUUAAAUUCGUAUUUAUUUUAUUGAUACGAGAAAUACAUACACAGUGAAUAACAAUAACGAGUUACAAUUAGGCAAUGUGCAUGGGUACUAGUAUUGUGUUAUGUGUUUAUAGUCCCACCUCCCUCAAGAGGUUCCUUCUGAACACAAAUGACAGCCUGGAGACAGGGAGCCUGCCAUUUCAGGUCAGAGAACAGUGGAAAAAAAGGACAGACAGCAUGGUUUAUGAGAGGUGGUGAGUUGUCAGAGACUAGAACGAGAGAGAUACUGAGUCAUUUCUGGGAAACAAGUAAGUACCUUAUGGUGAUUACUUCCGACCAUUUUAAUUGAAAAUAAACAAAAAUAGCUGCAUUGAUGUGGCCGGAACGACUGGGUGAUCUUGCUCUCCGUAGCAGAAACGACUGGGUGAUCUUGCUCUCCGUAACAGAAACGACUGGGUGAUCUUGCUCUCCGUAGCAGAAACGACUGGGUGAUCUCGCUCUCCGUAGCAGAAACGACUGGGUGAUCUCGCUCUCCGUAGCAGAAACGACUGGGUGAUCUUGCUCUCCGUAGCAGAAACGACUGGGUGAUCUUGCUCUCCGUAGCAGAAACGACUGGGUGAUCUCGCUCUCCGUAGCAGAAACGACUGGGUGAUCUCGCUCUCCGUAGCAGAAACGACUAGGUGAUCUUGCUCUCCGUAGCAGAAACGACUGGGUGAUCUUGCUAUCCGUAGCAGAAACGACUGGGUGAUCUCGCUCUCCGUAGCAGAAACGACUAGGUGAUCUUGCACUGCUUGUUUCAAGCAGACCACAGUAGUCCUCUUGCCCAAGAACACCAAGGUAACCUACCUAAAUGACUAUCGCCCACGUAGCACUCACAGUUAUAGCCAUGAAAUAGGUUGAAAGGCUGGUUUGACUCACAUCAACAUCAUCAUCCCAGACACCUCCAAUUCGCAUAUCCCCCCAACAGAUCCACAGAUGACGCAAUCUCUAUUGCACUCCACACAACCCUCACCAACCUGGACAAAAGGAAUACCUAUGUAAGAAUGCUGUUCAUUGAUUACAACUCAGCAUUCAACACCAUAGUCCCCUCCAAGCUCAGCAUCAAGCUCUGGACCAUGGGAUGGAACAUCUACCCCUGCAACUGGAUCCUGGACUUCCUGUCGGGCUGCCUUCAGGCAGCGAGGGUAGGCAACAACACAUUUGCAACGCUGGCCAUCAACACGGGGGCCCCUCAAGGGUGUGUGCUUAGUCCCCUCCUGUACUCCCUGUUCACCCACAACUGUGUGGUCGCACAUGACUCCAACACCAUCAUCAAGUUUGCUGACGAAACGACGGUGGUAGGAAUAAUCAACAACUACGAGGCAGCCUUCAGUUAGAAGGUCAGAGACAACAACCUCUACCUCAACGUCAGCAAGAUAAAGGAGCUAAUCGUAGACUACAGGAAACAGAGGGGCAAGCACGCCCCAUCCACAUCGAUGGGGCUGUAGUGGAGUGGGUCGAGAAAGUUCAAGUUCCUCUGUGUUUACGUCACUAAGGAAUUAACAUGGUCUAAACACACCUACACCGUUGUGAAGAAGGAACGACAGUGCCUCUCCCGCCUCAGGAGGCUGAAAAGAUUUGACAUGGGCUCUCAGAUCCUCAAAAAGUUCUACAGCUGCACCAUUGAUAGCAUCUUGACUAGCUGCAUCACCGCUUGGCACGGCAACUGCAAGGCACCGGACCGCAAGGCGCUACAGAGGGUGGUGAGUACGGCCCAGUACAUCACUAGGGGCAAGCUCCCUGCCAUUCAGGACCUCUAUACCAGGCGGUGUCAGAGGAAAGCUCCAAAAAUUGUCAAAGACUCCAGCCAUCCAAGCCAUAGACUGUUUUCUCUGCUACUGCAUAGCAAGCGUUACCAGUGCACCAAGACUGGAACCAACAGGACCCUGAACAUAAGACUGCUAAAUAGCUAAUCAAAUGGCUACCCAAACUACCUGAAUUUACCCUUUUUGAACUAACUAUCUUGCACUGACACACAUUGGACACUACCUAUACACAUACUUACACACACACACACACACACACUAAAUAUGCCCACAUACAUAACAUGCAUACUGAUACCAUAUACACACACACACUCACCAUAAUAUGCUGCUGCUACAGCUCAGUCUAUUAUCUAUCCUGUUGCCUAGUCACUUUACCCAUACCUAUGUGUACAUAGCUACCUCAAUUUCCUGGUAUCCCUGCACAUCGACUCGGUACUGGUACUCCCGGUAUAUAGCCAUGUUAUUUGUACUUGUUAUUCACUGUGUAUUUAUACCUUGUGUCACUAUGUCUAGUAAUUUAAAAAAAUCUUUAUCUUUAACGGUGCGGCAGGUAGUCUAGUGGAUAGAGCAAUGGGCCAGUAACUGAAAAGUUGCUAGAUCAAACCCCCGAGCUGACAAGGUACAAAUCUGUCGUUCUGCCCCUGAACAAGGCAGUUAAUCCACUGUUCCAAGGCUGUCAUUGAAAAUAAGAAUUUGUUCUCAACUGGCUUGCCUAGUUAAAUAAAGGUUAAAUAAAAUAAAUACAAAUAAAAAAAUAAACUGCAUUGUUGGAAAAAGACCCUUAAGUAAGCAUUUCACUGUAAGUCUACACCUGUUGUUUACAAAGCAUGUGACAAAGAACAUUUGAUUUGAAGCACUGUUUAGUUAUGAUUAUGAACAGUCAGAUAGCUAGUAACAAUGACAAGAAGCUGCCAUGUGGGGAAUCAUAGGUGGCUCGUUUCAGCUAGUUGUAUCUUGUUCUUGAUACCAUGUCUUGUUUUGCGGUGUUUUGACUUAUUUCAUGUCAAUGUUAAUAUGGCUCAAAUUCGCCAGCUAGCUAACCAACAACUGUAACAAUGUAUUUGAGAGAGAAUAAGUACUCAUUGUGCAAAUGUAUUUAUGUUUUCAAUAAACAUUUGGUGACGAAAUAUA
Salvelinus fontinalis (brook trout) is the source of this 6134-nucleotide messenger RNA. Its product is annotated as cannabinoid receptor 2-like. The record is from RefSeq and is a predicted model, not a curated record. Lineage: Eukaryota; Metazoa; Chordata; Actinopteri; Salmoniformes; Salmonidae. Gene Ontology annotation, cellular component: membrane. The transcript has 4 exons. The coding region runs from base 555 to 1727 and encodes 390 amino acids. Gene Ontology annotation, molecular function: cannabinoid receptor activity. Gene Ontology annotation, biological process: cannabinoid signaling pathway.